Messenger RNA from Xenia sp. Carnegie-2017, 705 nucleotides. RefSeq lists its product as uncharacterized. NCBI's taxonomy places the organism in Eukaryota, Metazoa, Cnidaria, Anthozoa, Malacalcyonacea, Xeniidae. The transcript has 4 exons. The record is from RefSeq and is a predicted model, not a curated record. The coding region runs from base 61 to 432 and encodes 123 amino acids.
UAUAAGUGCGCUAGUUCCAGUCUUCAGUUGGAAGUUCGGACUGAUGUGGAUGAUGCCCCGAUGGAAAACGACAAUACAAAAAAUAGCACACUGCCAUUACCCUUUGCAUAUCAAGAAAAACGAAACCGGCUGUAUUUCAAAGACUAUAAACUGCUCGAAACGUUUUCACCUGCUGUAACAUCCGCUUUGGCGAAUAAUUGCUUGACUGGGACACUAAGGAGCGAAUUUAUAAGGGAUAUAUGUACAGACAUAUCAUCUCAUGGCAUCGCUUACAUAAACAAGGAGGAAAGAAAUAAAGUUUCUUUUGCAAUUGUCACUAAAUACCCUCAUCUCAAGGAUGCUAUAGGAAGUGGAUUGUUAGAUCACGGCAUGUUCCCUCACAUUUAUCACAAUGAUCAAAGUCAAAGAAUGUCUAAGCGGGUCUUGGUCUGAAUCAAUCAAAAAUCGAUUUAAACAUGUUCGAAAAUACGAGAACAAAAAGAAACGAAAGUCAUCGACUGUUGACUUUGAUGUCCAGGGCAGCGUGACUCCUCCUCGUAAAGGAAGGCCAAGACAAACAAAUAUCUGGAGCGAAGUACCAUCAUGUAACAACACAACGGAGACCAUUCACAAGGAGCAUAUUUUGCACUUGCAAAGUGAAUGCCGCAAAUCAUCAUCCAUUCAAGAUUAUGGAAUUAUUAAAGAAUUAAUGAAUUCAACUUACGA